Meloidogyne enterolobii is the source of this 1152-nucleotide messenger RNA. The record is from the annotation of a GenBank genome assembly. Lineage: Eukaryota; Metazoa; Nematoda; Chromadorea; Rhabditida; Meloidogynidae.
AUAAUGUCAGGCGAUGCUCAAGAUAUUCUCGGGGCAACUUCUAUGUCAAGAAGACAACAAUCCUCAGCACUACCUAAUUUAAAUUUAACAAAUGUUGACAAAAAGACAAUUAAAAAAUCUGAUCAGAUCAAAAGACCUGCAGGUAUGCAUCGAGAAUUGUUUAAUUUAUUUGUUCAUCAGGGAAAAGAUAAUAAUAAAGAAAAAAUCGAAUCUUUAGCGCCAACAAAUACGAAACAUGGUUAUUCUGUUGUUAAAGCAGAUUUUGGUAAACGUAUUGUUCGUAAAUGGAUGUGGAAACCUUUUUUGAAUGAUGCUAGAGAAGAUGGAUUACAACUUUCUCAUUGGGAGAGGGAAGACUUGAUUGGACAACCAUAUCAAUUUGCCCGGUUUAAUAAACAAUUAGAUCUAGUUACAUUCACUGAUAUGGAAUAUGAUGAAUAUUUGGAUGAUGAACGUUGGAAUAAAGAAGAAACAAUUCAUUUACUCGAUUUAUGCCACAGAUUUGACCUUCGUUCAACGUGUGGUUCUCCUUCUGUCGUUGGUGGGACUUCGACCAGCAGUCGUGCAGCACAUCGGCGAUCUCUCAAACGGCUUAGGACCCAAGCUUCGUUGGCUUCUGAUCAAUUAAUGCCUGUAUAUUUUACACAACGAAAACUUAAUAAUAUUGGAAUGGUUGUUACUUCACUACAAAUUGUUUCAAUUGGUUUGGAGUAUCCCCCAGCAACAGAAGAAAUUGUUAAACUUUACAAUGAUUUUCGUUCAAAUAUUGUUCUUUUACAAGAACUUAAAACAGCGGUAUAUAAUACAGAACAAGAGCUUGACCAAUUGUCAAAUCGGUUGAGAACAGAAAAAAAUAUUGAACUUUCAAUCGAGCCAAGACUUAGAGUUAGUGAAGCAUUUUAUGAAGAAUUUACUAAAAAUCCAGCUAGUUUAAACGAAAUAAAUUCAAUAGAAGGGGAAGGGAAAUCUUCAGGGAAAACUGGAGGGAAGGGAGGUAAACAACAAAAACAAUUGCCAAAACUAGCACCAGUAACUUCUCGAAGGAUUACAAGAAUGAUUGAAACAAAUCCAAUUUCUAUGACACAGACACGGAAAAAACGUACAACAAUUACUGCUGAGGGAACUUUAACAAGAUCAUCAAUCCAACAAUAA